AUGGCCGAGAAUGAGCCUUUUGUCGUACAGUUUUUGAACGAGCUCAAUUGCGCCCAGUACAUCGACCGGUUCAAAUCCUGGAAUCUUACAUCCGAAAAUGUGGUCGCACAUUUGGAUAAAGAGAUCUUGAUCGAAGUAGGUGUCAAAAAAAUUGGAGACCGUAUUAGAAUUCUUAAACGGUCCCAAACGUUACGUGGAAGCAAGUUCCGGUCCCCUAUAGAGGCAAGGGAACUCUUACAGAGAUUCCAGGCUCUCAGCCUUACGCAACUAACUACAACAGAAGAACUGGUUACAGACAAACACUCCGCCAUUUUCAUUCUGAAUGAUGGAUCUGCCAAGAAAGUGAAUGUAAACGGCUGUUUCAACGCAGAUUCCAUUAAGAAAAAGCUAAUCAAGAAACUUCCAAGUGAGUUUAUUGCAUGCACUCCGCAAGGCGAAGAAACACGCAAUUCUCAGGACUAUGACGUGUUUGUAGUGGAUUACACCAAAAACGUUCUGCAUUUGCUGUAUGACGUAGAACUAGUCACUAUAUGUCAUUCCACAGAUCGUGUUGAGAAAAAUAGGCUCAUUUUUGUUUCGAAGGAUCAAACCCCAAACGAGAGAGCUACACUGACAUCUAAAAAACUCCAUCUCAAAACUUUGAGCGUUAUCAACCAACUUGGUUCUAUCUCUAACUUCACAACUGCCACUCCAAACUCGAGAGCUCGUUUUCAUGCUGCAGAUACUUUGGCGUCCUACGGUGCCUCUCCGGUUCCACAAAGCAGUCUUAGGAUCGAAAACUCUAAGGACAACAUUAGACAGAUUUUCAAUCAAAGACCUCCAAGUGAAUUGAUCUCCACAAAUCUUGGUGAAUACUUCCCGCUCGCGGAUUCCAAAAGUCUUCGGAAAACUGUGAAAAGCUCAGUGCGACAAUCUAUAAGACUAAGCUCCAUCAACGGUUCUGUCGCACCUGCUAACGGUAACAAUGUGGGGAAUAUAUGGGUGAACAAUUCCAAUGCGGUUGGCAGAGCACUUCUGCAAAGCAUAGACCAGACUUCAACGGAUCCAUCGGCCACAGCGGGAACUGAAAAGACCGGUACUGCUGUGUCAACCCGUCGUGGCAGUGCUGAAGAUGAUACGCUGAAUUUCAGCCCUGCAGAAACGUCUCGCGAAGAUUUGAGCGUCCGAAAGGCGAGCGGAAGCUCUAUAGAGUCCAAACAGGCACCAACUAAACGUCCAGGUCUCAUUUCUCAUAGUACCUACGGCGAAAAAGCAUCACUCAGACAGAAAAACACGGAUCGCAUAGAACUUUUACAGGUGCAAUCAGACUACGAAGAAGACGACGGAGAUAUCAUUUCGCUACCAACCAAAGUCGCCACUCCUAAAAAUUGGCUCAAGGGUGCGAGGAUCGGAGCAGGUAGUUUCGGUAGUGUGUACCUGGGUAUGAAUGCCCAAACCGGUGAACUGAUGGCCGUAAAGCAGGUAGAACUCCAGCCAGCUGCGGUCACCGCAGGCGUAAUGUCCGUAUCUGACGGUGUCAAAAAACAGUACAAUCAAAAUGCAGGCACAGCUGCCGCCAAAAAUAGCUCUCAGAUACACAGGAAAAUGAUUGACGCAUUGCAGCACGAAAUGGGGCUGCUCAAAGAAUUACACCACGACAAUAUUGUGACCUACUUCGGCUCGUCCCAAGAAGGUGGGAAUCUCAACAUUUUUCUGGAAUAUGUGCCGGGUGGAUCGGUUUCCUCCAUGCUCAACAACUACGGUCCGUUUGAAGAGCCAUUGAUCAAAAAUUUUACACGCCAAAUCUUGAUCGGCCUUGCUUACUUGCAUCGGAAGGACAUUAUUCACAGAGACAUCAAGGGUGCAAACAUUCUGAUUGACAUCAAGGGCUGCGUCAAAAUUACAGAUUUUGGUAUUUCCAAGAAACUUUCGCCUUUGAACCAGCAACAAAACAAAAGAGCAUCAUUGCAGGGGUCGGUGUACUGGAUGGCUCCCGAAGUAGUGAAACAAGUGGUGACCACCGAGAAAGCUGACAUCUGGUCUGUUGGAUGCGUCAUAAUCGAGAUGUUCACGGGCAAACACCCGUUCCCAGAUUUUUCGCAGAUGCAGGCCAUCUUCAAGAUCGGCACUAAUACCUACCCAGACUCUCCGUCUUGGGCUAGUGAAGAAGCCAAGAGUUUUCUGCGUGAAACUUUUGAAUUGGAUUAUCGCAAACGGCCAAGCAGUAUCGAGCUUCUACAACAUGCUUGGCAAGACACUUCUCUGUUAUAA
Messenger RNA from Lachancea lanzarotensis, 2250 nucleotides. It is a transcript of the gene STE11, whose product is annotated as LALA0S01e15390g1_1. Gene Ontology annotation, molecular function: protein kinase activity; protein binding; ATP binding. The coding region runs from base 1 to 2250 and encodes 749 amino acids. The transcript has a single exon. Lineage: Eukaryota; Fungi; Ascomycota; Saccharomycetes; Saccharomycetales; Saccharomycetaceae. The record is from RefSeq and is a predicted model, not a curated record. Gene Ontology annotation, biological process: protein phosphorylation.